This is a messenger RNA of Penicillium concentricum, 1617 nucleotides long. Its product is annotated as putative endosome-associated ubiquitin isopeptidase (AmsH). The transcript has 2 exons. The coding region runs from base 1 to 1617 and encodes 538 amino acids. The record is from RefSeq and is a predicted model, not a curated record. Gene Ontology annotation, cellular component: endosome; membrane. NCBI's taxonomy places the organism in Eukaryota, Fungi, Ascomycota, Eurotiomycetes, Eurotiales, Aspergillaceae. Gene Ontology annotation, biological process: protein K63-linked deubiquitination. Gene Ontology annotation, molecular function: metal-dependent deubiquitinase activity; protein binding; K63-linked deubiquitinase activity.
AUGGCUUCGGCGAUGGCCACUGGAGGUACUGCCCCUCAAAGUGUUGAACAUAUUACACGGAUAGCACAGAACUACGAGUACAACUCUUCCGUUCCAUUGCGGUAUUGGCUGAGAACUGCUGCGACGCUUUUACGUGAGGCCCACAUUUACGAACGCGAAGGACACGAUGAACAAGCCUACCUUAUUCUAUUUCGGCACGCACAGUUGAUCCUGGUCCAUCUUUCCAAACACCCCGAUACCAAAAAGAAUGAGGACGAUCGCAAGGCCUUGGUGGCAGCCGAGAAAGAGGUUGAGAAAAACCUUAGCAAGCUGGAGAUUCUGAGGCCGCGCAUCAAUAAACGGUAUGAGCGUUACACUCAGUUGAUGCGGGAGCGUGAAUCUCGGAAACAGCCCUCACGAGCCAAAAUCGUCGCCGAGCCACGAGAACAAGUCCCGGAUCCCGCUCUCUCCGGCGUGGCAGAACCCUUGGAAGCUGGAGCGAAUCGAGAUCUCGCCGUGCAGUUAGCCCAAUCGGAGCUCAAUCGCCGAGCCACCGUCCGAAGCUCAAAGGGUCUUUCUGGGCCAUCUGCCGAAGAGCUGGAAACUCGUCGCGCAGCUGGCGUAUGGGGGGACUGGGACUCUAUGAAAUCGGAUCUUAGUUCGGGUGAUCGUGACCUCGGUCGACGUGUUCAGAAUAUCAGAUCCAAUUUCGAUCACACGAAUCAGCCUUACGGCCAACUUGCCAAAGAGUCCGAGGUUCCCUCUUCAGUUACUUCUGCGUACAAGUAUCCAACUGUGCCACGUCAAAAGCCCCUGGAGCCCGCUGCGUCUCCAGGUCAAAUUGCUAUCCUUGACAAGAACGCCGAACGGCAUGCGCCUCCGAUAUUGCCUCCGAAAGAGCACCUUGAGCCUAGCCGGGCAUCUAUUGUUGGUGAUUCUGCAGCUGUACCGCCCUCGCGGCCGGCAAAGGUAUCGCCAGCUCCGGCGCUGCCUGCGAAGAUCCAACCUUCCGAAGAAACCCGUCCAGAUCUCGAUCCCUCAAGUUAUACCUUCAAACCCUCAGCCUACCUCGAAAAUGGCACUCCUUUGCGCUCGGUGUUUUUGCCGGCGAACCUCCGAUCCCGCUUUUUAUCUCUGGCUGCUCCUAACACCCGCGCCAACCUUGAGACAUGCGGUAUCCUGUGUGGUACCCUUGUUUCCAACGCCCUUUUCAUAUCAAAACUGGUCAUUCCCGAGCAGACCUCAACAUCAGAUACCUGCGAAACGGUUAAUGAAUCCGCUCUUUUCGAUUACUGUGACUCUGAGGAUUUGAUGACGCUUGGCUGGAUCCACACACAUCCGUCACAGACCUGUUUCAUGAGCUCCCGUGAUCUACACACGCACUGCGGUUACCAAGUGAUGUUGCCCGAGAGCAUUGCCAUCGUGUGUGCUCCAAGCAAAACCCCCGAUUGGGGCGUAUUCCGACUGACUGAUCCUCCGGGUCUAAAGACAGUUCUGAACUGCAGCCAGACUGGCCUGUUCCAUCCACAUGCUGAAGAGAAUAUCUACACUGGGGCUUUGCGACCAGGACAUGUUUUUGAAGCCAGUGGGUUAGAAUUUGAGACAGUGGAUCUUCGUCCGGAUGCCUUAAAGAACUAA